GCCGGCGCGGGGCGCCGGAUCCGGCGCCGCGGACGGAGGGUGCCCGCCGUCGACGAGGCGAGUGCGGAUGCGGAUCGGGAACAACCAAACUACAUGAUGAUCCUGGAGUAUUUAGCAUGCCGGUACAUGAUGUUUCCUUAACUUAUUUUUUUUCCCAGGAUGGGGGACUAGCUUCUAUUAGAAACAGCAUGUAACAGAUAACAAAACAGAGGGACUUUUAAGUAUCUAAAGAUGGAUUGGGAAAAAUCACGGAGAUUCAUGUAAAAGCUUGUAACCUGUCCUUUAUUCUUGGUUUGUUAUAUACCUGAUUCCGUUCCCAAUUUUCAUGUUCUCUGAGAACUAGAGGGCCACAUGUUUCUGCCAUGCACUAUGCAGCUUAGUAAGAUCCCAUGAUCCCAACAUAUCAUUUAUUGUUCAUUUUUUUCUGAUUUGUGAUGCAUUGUUGUUACACAGCAGAAGUAAAACUUUGAAUCUGGUUUAUACAAAGCACAUUAUGUUAUUUAUGUUCCUUAGGAGCAAAUUCAAUAUUGCUGGCCUCUUAUUUUAUUUGAAGACAGUAAUGAUUUUUAGUUGAAGGCACAUAAGAUUUGUCCUUUUAUUUUGUUUCCUCACACCAUCAUUCUGAAUUUUAUUUCCCUUGGAAUUGUCGCAAUCUUGAUUGCCACUGGAAUGUCACAAAUUUUUUUUUUGGUAUGUUUUGCUUCCACCUCCCCCCCUUUUUUUUUUGCUAUUUCACAAACCAUGUAUACCAGAUGUAACAAGAUUCUUCUUACAUUUCAGCCACGGAGUUCAGGUGGCUUUGGAGCACAUGUUGCCACUUCAGUGAUGGAGCAUGAUAAAUUACAUGAAGAAAGAUGCCCUUCAAGGCAGCCUCUUUCUCCUGCGAGUUACACUACCUCAGUUGGGGCAACAACGGUGAACCUUGUCAGCCCAACUCGGUCAUUGGAUUGCAAUGCUAGAUUUAGGCAGGCAGGUAAUGAUCUUAAAACGUCAACAGAGCUAUUGAAAGUUCUCAAUCGAAUUUGGAGCUUGGAAGAGCAGCAUGCAGCUGAUGUGUCAGCAAUGAAGGGAUUGAAACGAGAAUUGCAUCAUGCCCAGGUAUGCAUUCAAGAGCUUAUGCAAGAGAGGCAGAGGUAUCACCACGAAAUUGAUUCUCUAGCAAGGCAAGUCACUGAAGACAAAAUGGCUCGGAAGAACAAGGACCAAGAGAAGAUCAAAGCAGCCCUUCGUUCAGUGCAAGAGGAUCUUGAAGACGAGAGACGUCUAAGGAAGCAUUCUGAGACUCUCCACAGAAAGCUAGGCAAAGAGCUCUCUGAGAUGAAAUCAGCAUUUUGCAAGGCUGUGAAGGCUCUGGAGAAAGAGAAGAAGACAACCUGCCUGUUGGAAGAUCUUUGUGAUGAGUUUGCAAAAGGAAUUAGAAGCUACGAGGAGGAAGUCAGGAUGUUGAAGCAAAAGCAUGUAAAGGAGUAUGAGCACAAGUUCGAUAAGUCAGUAGUUCAUAUUUCAGAAGCAUGGCUUGAUGAGCGUAUGCAGAUGCAAAAGACUGAUACGCGGGAAGAUUUGUCAGGAAAAUCCUCAAUCACAGAGCGGCUGAGCAGUGAGAUUGAGAGAUUUCUUCAUCAUGCUAAAAGGUUCAGUAACUCCAAGAAUGAUAACUUAAACAUUGUUAAUGAAAAGCGAGAUGCAAGUUUUUGCCGGCAAUCCCUUGAAUCUGUGCACCUUAAUGGAGCCACUAGCGCCCCUCGGCUAGCCGAAGAUGAUGAUGGCAGUUCUAUUGCCAGUGAUCUGCACUGCUUUGAACUGAACAUGCAUGGAAGUGCCAUUAAAAGCCAUGAUCUUGCAGGCACUCGAAGGAGGGUCAUAAGCUCCAUGCAUUCACCAAUGAGAAGAUUGGAAUAUUCCAAUGGUGUAUCUGUUGAAGGCUCACCAAUGUCAAAUGCACCAACUUGCUCAAAGAAAGACAAGGCAAGGUCUAGCAUUGGCCGACAGCAAUUUAUUGCUUCGACACCAGAAAUUAGCUCACGCAAUGAUGCUGGCCUUGCCUCCACAGACGAGCAGAAUGAAACUGUUAUGACCCAAGUAUCUCGCCGAUUACGUGAUGACCUGUUGAAAAUCAAAUCAGAGGCUCCUCAACAUGCAUAUCUAGGGCACAAAUCAAACCAGCCCCGGACAAAUCAGUUUCAAGAAUAUACUGCCUCACGGGAUCUUUGCGAUGUGCGCAGUCCAGCACGGCAUCUGAAUAACCCAGCCAAAUCCUUGGAAUGCGAGAUAACUGAAUCCCCAGCGCAUCAGCUGGUAGGCACAAAGGAGAACACUCUCAAAGCUAAGCUACUUCAAGCAAGGUUGGAGGGGCAGCAUGCUCGAAUGAGCGCAUGGGUAUUCCCCUUAAUCAGCACGAGGAGGAAAUGAGAACCCAGCUGACACUCUUGGGCUUCCAUGAAUUGGGUCUGCAACACAUAUAGUUGCAAUUGUAAGACAUCUGACUUAAUAGCUGAAUAUUCACUGGAAGUUGCAGGAAAUGCGAAUCCUAGAUGUAGCUGCAUAUUGAGCGGAGUUUCAUUGUAGAUUCAUCUCCUAACCGUCGGUCUAGAGUGAAUUGAGAUGGGACUUGGUAAUCACAUUAGUGUAACUUUUGUAUAGUAAUAAGCUUUAGUUAUUACUUGCUUAACCAUGGCAAA
Molecule: messenger RNA, 2678 nt
Organism: Panicum virgatum (switchgrass)
Lineage: Eukaryota; Viridiplantae; Streptophyta; Magnoliopsida; Poales; Poaceae
Exons: 3
Coding region: 670-2409 (579 amino acids)
Source: RefSeq, a predicted model, not a curated record